Molecule: messenger RNA, 1906 nt
Organism: Punica granatum (pomegranate)
Lineage: Eukaryota; Viridiplantae; Streptophyta; Magnoliopsida; Myrtales; Lythraceae
Source: RefSeq, a predicted model, not a curated record
CAGUUUUCCCAAUUUGAUAGCAGCUCAGUCAGACCAGAGCAAUGGAGACUUAGCUUAGCCCACACACUUUCUCUUCCUUCCCUUCCCCCUCCUCUGCAAAGCAGAGACAUUCUUCUUCAUCAGUUCUUCCCUUUUUCUGGGGUGGGGGUGGGGAUUUCUUCUGUAGGCAGACAAAAGAGCCAAAUGCUGAGCUUGAGUGAAGUGGCUUUCUCUUCCGAAAAAGCGUUACGUUUGGCAUCUUAUCAUCAUCGGUUGCAGCUGCUGACCCACCCAGACCCAACUAAAGUUGGAGAGAGAAUCUAGAGAGAGAAAGCGAAACCCCUCCUCCCCCACAAAAAAGAGAGAGAGAGAGAGAGAGAGCGAGAGAGAGCUGCUUCAGGUCCGGCCGGAGCUGAAGCCGAAGCUGAAGUAGUAGCAGAAGCCAAGGAAGACAAACGGGACAGACAACCGGGUUUUGUUUGGUGGAGGACGUGCCGGUGUUCUGCCAUGGCCUUCUGCUCCAUGUUCUGCUGUGCGAAGGGUUUGGAUCGCGAUAGAGGAAAGAAGCAGCCAACGUGGAGAAUAUUCUCACUGAAGGAACUGCAUUCGGCUACAAAUAAUUUUAACUAUGACAAUAAGCUCGGAGAAGGGGGCUUUGGCAGCGUUUACUGGGGCCAACUAUGGGAUGGAUCUCAAAUAGCUGUGAAGAGAUUAAAGGUGUGGAGCAACAAAGCUGAGAUGGAAUUUGCUGUUGAAGUCGAGAUACUCGCAAGAGUAAGGCAUGAUAACCUGUUGAGUCUUCGUGGCUAUUGUGCAGAGGGGCAAGAGCGUCUUAUAGUGUAUGAUUACAUGCCGAAUUUGAGUCUACUGUCCCAUCUCCAUGGGCAACACUCCUCAGAAUCCCUGCUUGACUGGACUCGACGGAUGAACAUCAUAAUUGGUUCUGCAGAAGGGAUCACCUAUCUUCACCACCAUGCAACCCCACACAUAAUCCACCGGGACAUCAAAGCAAGCAACGUUCUUCUUGACUCUGAGUUCAGAGCUCGAGUUGCUGAUUUUGGUUUUGCAAAAUUCAUUCCUGAUGGAGCGACCCAUGUGACCACAAGGGUUAAGGGCACACUGGGGUACUUGGCCCCAGAAUAUGCAAUGCUUGGGAAGGCAUCGGAGAGCUGUGACGUUUACAGCUUUGGAAUCCUUCUGCUUGAGAUCGCCAGCGGGAAGAAGCCCCUUGAGAAAUUGAAUGCCACCACAAAGCGUUCGAUCACCGACUGGGCCCUGCCUCUGGCCUGCGAGAGGAAGUUCAAUGAGGUGGCAGAUCCAAGGCUGAAUGGUAAGUGCGUGGAGGAAGAGCUCAAGAGGGUUGUGCUCGUGGCCUUGAUCUGUGCCCAGAACCAGCCCGAGAAGAGGCCCACAAUGCUCGAAGUUUUGGAGCUUCUAAAGGGAGAGUCGAAGGAGAAGCUCGCGGAGCUGGAGAGCAAUGAGCUCUUCAAGAGUCCGAAAGCUGGGGAGUACAAUGAUGGGACUUCACUGGCCGAAGACAGCUCCGACUUCAUGUCGGAAGAGAAGGAUACGAAGGAGGAGGUGAAAGACGUUAAAGAGGAGAUAACUUCAGAAAAUGCACAUGGUGUGUGAAGAAAAUGGUGUACAAGAGACUAGAUUUAGAACUUCGGGUUUUUGUUUUUGUUUUUCUUUGUUUCCUGGGUGAUAAGAUAGGGUUUUCAUUAAUCAAAUCAAAGAUUCAAGAAGAGGCCUUGUUCCUGUGGUUUAUGAUAGGGAAAGUGGCUGCUCCAAUGAUGUCAUGUGUAAGGUGUCGUCUUUAUUGAGUGAAGGUUGAGAUUUGUGUGGUGUAAUGUUUCUUCUACUCUUCCUCAGGUUCCAUAUCUUGGUUGGUUUUUUGUGAGAAGACAAGACAUGCUCUUUUUUUUUU